ACUGUGUGCAGCCCUCCGCGUGGCCGGGCAGCCCCGCCUCACUCAACCCGUCUGGUUUUGGUCUUGAGGACACCCCAGGCAGGAGGGAGCAGACGAUAGCUCCAGAUGUUUAAACCUGAAUUUGGAGUUGAGUCCCUGAGGCGAUCCUAAUCGGACGCUAGGGAACUGUAGUUUAGGCGGCCUGGGACACUGGGGGCCCCCGUCGGAAUGCGAAGAGACGUAACAGUCAUUGCACCCCACAGACUCAGGACCGAAGAUAACAGACGCUCGUGCGCGCAGCCGGAGAGUGGGAACAGCCAACGCUAAGCAGGUCGAACUACAGAUCCCACAAUACCACGGAGGAAGGACGUGCCUUUCCUAGGCCCGAAACCCGAUUCCUGAAGGGGGGGAAUGACGCAACGAGGCACGUCGGGAUUUGUAGUCGGCUGUACCACGUUGAGCCGGAACUUAACACUCACCCACCCCCAGCCCUGUGCCACUUCUUAAAGCCCAAACAUCCGAUUCCACGUCAAUAGGAGGCACUUGGAUUGCACGUUUUAGAACUUUUUCACCUACAGACAUAUGCUAGCAAAACUUACGGGCUUCGUAGCCUUGCACAGACAUUUAGACAACAUUUAUUGAGUUUCUGUAAGGUGUCAGGACCUAACCACCAGGACUCUACAUUCAUCCGACUUCACAGAAUUUAAAAUUUUAUUGUGCUACUUUAUUCUGGAGCUCAUGAGUGAAGUACGUCUUCGGCAGAGAAAUGGAGAGUAGAAUCCAGCCGAAGCUAUGUUUAUAAGCAUGGGCAGCUGAGAAGAUACAGCCCAGCAGAAGACUGACCUUUGAAAAUAUGUAUUUGGGAGAUAAUCACGUUCUAUUGGAUACCCUGUGCUGGUGCUGCCAUCGAAAAAUCUGGUUACAGUCUGGGGAGGCCUGCUACUGCUGCAGGACUGGACCAUCUCGGCCCUGAGAUGAGUGUCCUGACAGAGCAGGUGCAUCAUGAAUAGAUACACAACGAUCAAGCAGCUUGGGGAUGGGACCUAUGGUUCUGUCCUGCUGGGAAGAAGCAUUGAGUCUGGAGAACUAAUUGCCAUUAAAAAAAUGAAAAGAAAGUUUUACUCCUGGGAAGAAUGCAUGAACCUUCGAGAAGUUAAGUCUUUAAAGAAGCUCAAUCACGCCAACAUUGUAAAGCUGAAAGAAGUCAUCAGGGAAAACGAUCAUCUCUAUUUCAUCUUCGAGUACAUGAAGGAAAACCUUUACCAGCUCAUUAAAGAACGAAAUAAGUUGUUUCCAGAGUCUGCUAUACGGAAUAUAAUGUAUCAGAUAUUGCAAGGACUGGCAUUCAUUCAUAAACACGGCUUCUUCCACCGGGACCUAAAGCCUGAGAACCUCCUCUGCAUGGGACCAGAACUUGUGAAAAUUGCAGACUUUGGAUUGGCCCGAGAAAUCCGAUCAAGACCUCCGUACACAGACUAUGUGUCUACUAGAUGGUAUAGGGCUCCAGAAGUACUCCUGAGGUCUACCAACUACAGCUCCCCCAUUGAUGUCUGGGCAGUGGGCUGCAUCAUGGCAGAGGUGUACACCCUCCGGCCUCUUUUCCCUGGGGCCAGUGAAAUUGACACGAUUUUCAAAAUUUGCCAAGUGUUGGGAACACCGAAGAAGACUGACUGGCCUGAAGGCUACCAGCUGUCAAGUGCUAUGAAUUUCCUCUGGCCCCAGUGCAUACCCAAUAACUUAAAAACUCUGAUUCCAAAUGCUAGCAGCGAAGCCAUUCAGCUCCUGAGAGACCUGCUGCAGUGGGAUCCCAAGAAACGACCGACCGCUAGUCAGGCACUUCGGUAUCCUUACUUCCAGAUUGGACACCCACUGGGCAGCAUCACACGGGAUUCAGGAAAACCACAGAAAGAUGUCCAAGACAAGACAGCCCCACCUCCUCACAUCAAGCCAGCCCCUCCUGUCCAGCCCCCACCCAAGGCACAAACACUGAUUUCUUCACGACCAAACCAAACCAGUCAGCCCCCUCAGCAUUUUGUAUACCCCUACAAAGGUGAAACUUCCAGGGCAGAUCAGCUCAGCCAUCUUCAGGAGGGCAAGCCAAGCCCAACAUUCUUCCCGUCCCUCCACAAUAAGACUCUUCAGCCAAAAACUCUAGCUGGCCUGGAACACAAGAAUGGCGAGAUCAAGCCGAAGAGCAGGAGACGAUGGGGUCUCAUCUCCAGGUCCACAAAGGGCUCCGACGAAUGGGCCGACUUGGACGACUUAGAGUUCAGUCCCUCUCUCACCAGGAUAGAUGUGAAAAACAAGAAGAGACAGAGCGAUGACACCCUCUGCAGGUUUGAAAGCGUUUUGGACCUGAAGCCAUCAGAGCCGGUGGGCACAGGAACCAGUGUCUCGACCCAGGCUUCCUCCCAGAGGAGAGACACGCCGACCCAGCGAUCUGCAGCGAAGCAGCACUACUUGAAGCACUCUCGCUACUUGCCUGGAAUAAAUAUAAGAAAUGGCGUGCUUCCAAAUCCAGGCAAGGACUUUCCUCCAUCAAACCCAUGGUCCAGUUCUGGUUUGUCUGGAAAGUCUUCAGGAACAGUUUCAGUAGUGAGCAAAAUAACUUCAGUUGGCUCAGGCUCCACGAGUUCCAGCGGACUGACUAGCGGUUACAUCCCUUCCUUCCUGAAGAAAGAAAUCGGUUCUGUUAUGCAGAGGGUACACCUUGCGCCCCUGGCCGACCCCUCCCCCGGCUAUUCUUCCCUGAAGGCCAUGAGACCUCACCCGGGGCGACCUUUUUUUCACACCCAGCCUAGGAGCACUCCUGGGUUGAUUCCACGACCUCCAGCCGCCCAGCCUGUACACGGGAGGAUAGACUGGUCUUCCAAGUACCCAUCCCGUCGGUGACUGUCUCGGCCGGGAGGCCAUUCUCCCUCAGCUCCCAUGGUACCUGCAGAACCAGAACCGCGUGGUGGUGGAGAUGCACUCACGCUCACAGUUGUUCUGAACUAACACAUUUCAAAGUUUCUUUUAAAUGUUUUUUUUAAAAAUAUUGAUUUGAAUGCAAUACCCUCUUUUUGUAUAAAAUUAUUUUAUUCUAAAACUGGGUCUCAUUAUUUUCUUAACAACAUUUUGUAUAUAUGGAUUAUGUUUUAGCAUUUUAUACAGUCAACUUUGUAAUGGACUUUUUAAAGAUUAAGUAAUUUUUGUUUGUUGUUCCACAUGAUAUUUUAUACAGAUUUUGAGAUAUAUGGUACUGAUGCAGUAUUGUGACAGGGUGCAGUUUAAUGCUGUACGACAAGGGAUUAUUUACUCAAUAUAUUCAAAUAUUGUGAAGUGGCUACUUUUAAAUGUGGCUCAUUUGGCCCUUUAGGCUUUCUUGGACUGAUCUUAGGAAAGUGGCCCAUCUCCUGUUUUUCUUAACAGCACUUAUUGGUUGCUCUGGGGGCGGAAAUUGUUUUGUUGUCAUUGUUGUUGUUGUUAUUGUUUGGAGACAUGGUCUUAUGUAACCCAGGCUUACCGACCACUCACUGAGUAGCUGAGGAUCGCAUGAGCUUCUGACCUUUCUGCCUCUAGCUUCCUGAGUGCUGCCGUGCUUGGUUUUAACCCGGGGCUUUGUACAUGCCUCACAGCCCCAACCUACCAUCUUUAUACUAUUCUUCUACUCUAAGCUGUCACAGAACAGAGAAUUUGUGAAAUUUUAUAGCACUCAUAAAUACGGUUGCAAAUAUUCAGAUAAAAACCAAGCAUAAUCACACUAAACUAUCACAUUUCUGCUUUCUUUUUUUUUUUUUUUUUUUUUAUUGACAAGGUUGCUGCUCUCCAUUGGUUAAAAUCCCCACUGGCCUCCAGUUUCACACAGUGCACACCUGGGAUGAGGGUGAAGGGAGGGGUUGGGCAGGGACAGCCAGCGAGGGAGAUGGCAGGAACUGUGGUCACCAGGCAUUGUUCAGGUGAGCUUUCCUUGCUUCAUGGGGCCUACCAGCCAGGACUUACCUCCUUCCCACAGCACUGCCAGCAAGCCUUCCUCACCCACAGCAGACUCAGAAAACACCACUUAGCUAAAAGUCAGCCAAGCCGUGGAGGCCGGGUGGGGAGGUUCAGCCCAUUGCAAUGUCUACACCUACCUCCCUAGAGCCAGAGAGGAGGCUCCCUCCCACCCCUGUGGUCCGUGCUUUUUUCCAUUUUUAAAAACUCUGGGUUGAGAGAUGACUCAGCCACUCCAGUUCCAAGGGAUCCGAUGCCCUCUUCUGGCCUCUGCCGGCACUGGCAUGAGUGUAAAUACCCACCCACUAACACAAACACACAUACAAUCUUUAUAAAAUCUUGUUAAACUCCCUUCAAAGGGAAGCUUUUUUUAUGUCAAAGGUACCUUUUUAUUAUAAUUUUUCAUUGUUUUAUUGUAAAAAUUUCCUAACAUAUAUCAAUACAAUCAAUUAAACUUUUAUCCCUGCCAAGAUGAAUGACCAAAAGAGCCAAGUGUCUUCUAUGUGGCCCUGGUUGUCCUGGAACUCACUCUGUAGACCAGGCUGGCCUCAGACUCACAGAGAUCCGCCUGCCUCUGCUUCCUGAGUGCUAGGAUUAAAGGUGUGCGCCAACAUGCUGUUUCAUUUUUUAACUGAGAACGAAUGUUGCGUUCAACUCAGCUCUCUGCACCUGACGAGAGGCAGCUCCUAAACUAUCCAAUCAACUUCUCAGGACAAUUUUAGGAGUGGGGAAGACUUGGGGGAGAAUUUCAACUUACCUGAGAAGACAAUUGUGACGAUGUCAUGUCCAGACUGUGCCACAUCUCAACCCCUACCUUGUGUGGUCUCUUUCAAGGGUGAGACCUCUGUUGGACAGGCUAUUCCAUUGAGAGGAAUGUUUACAGCAAUUCUGCAAGUGACGAAGCUAGUUUGGAGACAGAACGAUGUGGAGGAUCCCCGUUCUUCCAUCUCUGUAUUGCACAUCUGCCUCCACUCGUGGUUACCUUACAAAAGGAAGGGUCACUGCCAAUGUGUGCAAUAGCAAUCCCCAAUGGUGUAUUAAUUCAUGUUCUCCCAGGGCCCAAAUGACUCUUUUGAUUACAGUUUCCAAAAUACAGCAAAGUAAACCAUAUGAAAUGAUCAUUUCUAGAGGUUGAAAUGGUAGGGUAAGGUAAAUGCAGACAUUCCCGUAUGGUCCAACCUAAUAAAUGGGUUAAUGAUAGCUUUGAUGUAUUAGUAAUGACUUCCAAUGGGCUCUGUCUGCCCUAAAAUCAGAAAGUAAUUGAUGCUUUGGAGAAUCUGACUCAAAAAUACACUUGACUAAGCACUUUGA
Arvicola amphibius (Eurasian water vole) is the source of this 5262-nucleotide messenger RNA. It is a transcript of the gene Cilk1, whose product is annotated as ciliogenesis associated kinase 1. Gene Ontology annotation, biological process: cilium assembly; intracellular signal transduction; intraciliary transport. NCBI's taxonomy places the organism in Eukaryota, Metazoa, Chordata, Mammalia, Rodentia, Cricetidae. The record is from RefSeq and is a predicted model, not a curated record. Gene Ontology annotation, molecular function: ATP binding; protein serine/threonine kinase activity. Bases 982 to 2871 code for a protein of 629 amino acids. The transcript is spliced from 15 exons. Gene Ontology annotation, cellular component: nucleus; cytoplasm; cilium.